Messenger RNA from Somion occarium, 1902 nucleotides. Lineage: Eukaryota; Fungi; Basidiomycota; Agaricomycetes; Polyporales; Cerrenaceae. The record is from the annotation of a GenBank genome assembly.
GUCGUUUUCGUACCAGAUUUUUGGGGAAAUGAAUUGUUAAGUCCGAGAAAGCCAGCCAUCUUUGCGUCUUAGAUAAAAUACUGGCAUUCGAUGACAGAUGUCCGGCACAGGAUAGAGUAGAGACACCACUUGCAAGACAUCACAGAACGAAGAGUGACCACUUAUCAGUACUUACGUUGUUUCGGAAUGUGGGUCCAUCCUCCUGCCCAAAUAUGUUUAGUCUCCCUCGCCUUCGUUCCUGAUCCUGUUGUUUCCUUCGGUAACGGCACGCGUUUCUCGCUCGUUCAUAUAUACCUCCAUUCUCUUAUAGACGGUCGAAUUUCCUCUCCCCGCGACGGUUCCCUCACAUUCGUCUCCCACUUACCACUCUUCUUCCAAUCGUUGUUUACAGCGGCUUCUAUUUGAAGAUGUCUUACCCAACAUCCGGUAGCGCUCAUAUCGAUGAAAAUACUGACGUUUGGCAGGAAUACCUUGGAAGUUGGCAUUACCAGGCUAACCUUGCUCGUGGACGUAUCUUUACGCCCCACUCAGAAGUUGCAUCAUCUAGCACUCAAGUUGAUGCGGAUGCAAGUGCCGCCAGACAUCGCGUUUACUAUCAUCAGUUCCCUCCGAACUAUUCCGACGAAGGCCCUCACUAUGAUGGCGAGGCCACAGACAACGCAUACGCCACUCUGGGAUACGAUGACUCUCGUUCAUCCACAUUCCCAGCCCCAUUACCAGAAGGCUACUACGCAGAUGAACCACAAGGAUAUGCGUAUAACUACGAGCAGUACAACAUGGAGUCGUCUCUUUCGGCACCAGCAACCCCAGCCAGCCCAUCUACAUUCAACGCGCUCUCGUCAAGUGCUCUGGCUCCCCUCUUGUCACAUUAUCAGUCUGUCUACAGCAAGCUGAACAAGUCGAAAACAUCUACUAGCAGCGCGUCGAACGAGACCGCUACGUCUACGUCUGCGUGGGGUGUUGAGGAGGACACUAACCUGUCCUCCGACACACUCCACCAACAUGCCUGUGCAAAACAAAGAAGAAGCAGGCAUGACCCUGGCGGUGGGACAAGCCAAGGUGGCAAGCCGCAUACACCAAAGGAGCAAGCUACAUUCUCCAGCCUUGACCAAGAAGCUGAGAAAGGAAAGUACCCACCUCCAACGAGCGAUGCGGUUGGACCAGCAUCAUCAGUUGGUGCGCGUGAGAAAGGGAAGAUGGUCGUGCGACACCGUUCGCCGUCUCCCAUGGCCCACCUGCCGUAUCCCGAAGAUGCAGCUCAUGGAGAAGCACAAAGAAUCUUUCCGACGAUGGUCACGCCAGGACCAUCGACGCCGGAUAUAUGUGAUGCAACAUCAUCAAGCACCGCUACGCCGAAUUCCGUUAUCAGCGAUGACGGCAUGGGAUAUGUGAAACAGACCAUAGUGUACUCACCGCGUACAGGUCGCAGGGCAGCGAUAGCGUCAGGUGAGAUACCAGAAGGCAAGGUGAAACCGAAGAGAGGUACUCCGGUACGAAUCGCCUGCUUGUUCUGUCGUCGACGCAAGAUUGGAUGCGGUGGCCCUGUGGGAUUGGGCGAAGACAAGACAUGCAAACAAUGCGCAAACCGUCAUUUGGUUUGCACCUACCCAGAAGAGACGCAUCGUGGCAAACGAACGAAGCGUUAGCUACUCCGAUCGUCCUCGAUUGGUCGUUGACAUGGUAUGACACGCGUGGAAGUCGUGUGUAGGACGUUCUUGGGCGUUCGUCAUAUUCCAGGGUUCGAGAUUCGCGCCUAUGAUUCGUAUGUUUUUCAGCUCAUGUGCUCUUUCGUCGUCUGCUAUCGUUCGUUUCGCUGUCAUUAUUCCAUGCCGUAGAUAUGUUCUAGUUUGUCUCGUGGAUUGCACAUGUUGAUACGAAGUUCCCUCGUGGUCCAAUACUGCG